AUGACGCUAAAGAGUCAAAUCGGUUGCAGGAGGCCAGGCCAGGGCCGAAUUACAACUUCUAGAAAGGAGACUGAUACAUGUAAAAUAUUUUCAGGAGUUUCAGAUGGUGUUACUACAGGAACUCCAAUCCACGUAUUUGUGCCUAAUACUGAUCAAAGAGGAAUCGACUAUAGCGAGAUGUCAUUAGCUUAUAGGCCUUCCCAUGUAGAUACAACCUAUGACAUGAAGUAUGGUGUGAGCUCAGUUCAGGGUGGUGGUAGAUCUUCUGCAAGAGAAACCAUUGGAAGGGUUGCUUCUGGUGCUGUUGCUAAGAAAAUCCUUAAAAAGUUUGCUGGAACUGAGAUUCUUGCCUAUGUCUCUCAAGUUCACAAGAUUAUUCUUCCUGAGGACUUAAUUGAUAACGAUGCACUGACACUUGAUCAGGUAUAAAUAUAAUUGUUAUUUUCAUAUUUAUAUAUGCUAGAAUGUACCUUUUGUAAAAUUGUUUGCAUUAGAUUUUGUGUUGU
Vicia villosa (hairy vetch) is the source of this 506-nucleotide messenger RNA. RefSeq names its product chorismate synthase, chloroplastic-like. The record is from RefSeq and is a predicted model, not a curated record. Gene Ontology annotation, molecular function: chorismate synthase activity; FMN binding. Gene Ontology annotation, biological process: aromatic amino acid biosynthetic process; chorismate biosynthetic process. The coding region runs from base 1 to 429 and encodes 142 amino acids. Gene Ontology annotation, cellular component: cytosol. NCBI's taxonomy places the organism in Eukaryota, Viridiplantae, Streptophyta, Magnoliopsida, Fabales, Fabaceae. The transcript is spliced from 6 exons.